CUCCUUCUAAACUCACCAGUGUGUCUGUUGAUCAGCUGCCUCCUUCUAAACUCACCAAUGUGUCUGAUGAUGAGCUGCCUCCGACCAGAGCUGAUGUAUGUUCAAGAAUUGUGGAAGAUGGCACCACAUGAUCUAUUGGUUUCCACAAUAUUGAAUGGAAAUGUAAGGCUAUUUCAUCGGUCAUUUUGCACUUUGCAGUCCACCAAGUGGCUUGAUGAUUCAGUUAUGAAUUUUUCUUUAAAAAUGAUGAGUCAAAACAAAAAUAUACUGGUGCUGGACUCUUUUUUGGUUGGGUGUAUUUUGACCGAAAAGGAAAGAGUGUUAAAACGUCAUUUAAUGAAAAGUGUGACUUUUUCGAACUUUGACGUAAUUAUGGGAGCGGUUAAUGUGAACCAAUCUCAUUGGAAUUUACUGUACAUUCACUUGAAGUCAAUGACAAUUGCUGUCAUUGAUCCAUUUGGACAUACAUGUUGUGACGUCACAUCAAAGUUCAGGAAUUAUCUUAAAAUGCGUAAUUGUGAGAGUGACAAAAACCUAACUGAAACACAGUGGAGAAAUGUGACUGUAGUUCAUCCUACACAAACUGAUUCUCACAGUUGUGGCAUUUUUGUUAUUAAGAUCGCUGAAGCUUUAUUGACUUCCAGAACAAAGAUGAAAAAAAAUGUGUGGUUUGAUGCUUCAAACAUUUUGCAAACCAGAAUGGAGAUAGCACAACAAAUUUUAAAUGUGUCAGGUAUGGAUCACUAUGCUUUUUAUGUAGGCCAAAAAUAUUCUAAUUUUAUUACAUUCCAUUGUAUUUUAGACAACUUGGAAGAGGUGUGCAACAUUUGUGGAAAAUGUAACGAAUCGUCUUUAUGGAUUGGAUGUGACUCAUGCCAUAGAUGGUUUCACUGUAAUUGUUUAAACAUUAAAAAAAAGGAAUACAACCAUAUAAGUGCACAGAAUACAAUCUGGCUUUGUCCUGUAUGCAAAGAAAAAUAAGGAACAAAUUUGUGGUGGGUUUAUAAGAGUUGUAAUGUUUUGUAUACUUUUAAAACAGAAAUUUUAACAAAUUAAUUUACUGUAUGGAAUAGAAGUUCACGUUUUACUCUUAUUUGUGACAGAUAUUUUGCUGACUUUUUGCUGGCUUCUGCUGAAGUGAUAAGAAGAAAAUUUUUAAUAAAAUUUUUUUAACUAAAA
This is a messenger RNA of Ciona intestinalis (vase tunicate), 1179 nucleotides long. NCBI's taxonomy places the organism in Eukaryota, Metazoa, Chordata, Ascidiacea, Phlebobranchia, Cionidae. The record is from RefSeq and is a predicted model, not a curated record.